Molecule: messenger RNA, 7963 nt
Organism: Mytilus californianus (California mussel)
Lineage: Eukaryota; Metazoa; Mollusca; Bivalvia; Mytilida; Mytilidae
Exons: 34
Coding region: 353-5062 (1569 amino acids)
Biological process (GO): proteolysis
Molecular function (GO): DNA-binding transcription factor activity; zinc ion binding; cysteine-type peptidase activity
Source: RefSeq, a predicted model, not a curated record
AAUAUAGGACAUUUUUUGAGUGGGAACUCAUUUUUGUCCAAUGACUGUACAUACAAGUUUACAAAUGUUCUAAUAACAUCACCUAAAACCAAACCUUGACAGAAAGUUAACAAUUGGACGUAUUGUCUCUUUACUUUUCAUCGCUUUUUCAAACUUGUGUUUUCAUUUUUCAACACAGGCCGGAAAAAUUUCUUACAUGUCUUAAAUGGUAAUAGUCAGCUUGAAUCAAUGUUACCUUUGCAUUAUUUUUUAAAAAAUUCUUUGUUUGCAUGAUGGUUUUUGCGUUAACUUACACCAUGUACACGAAGAUGUAUAUAUUUUGUUUUUCAUUUCAGGUUUAAAAUUAAAUAAAAUGUCUACCAUAAACUUAAAAUAUCAUCCAGAUAUUGAAUCUGCUUAUGCUGCAAUUAGAAAGUAUGAACUGGAGACCACUUCUAAGUACAUAUUAUACUAUAGAGAAGCUGGUUUCAAUCAGAAAGACUUGGAUAAUUUGGACAAGAAAAAAAUUUGGUGGGAUAACCAUAUUCCCUUCGAUGGUAUUCCAUAUUGCAUUUUGGGGUCUGAAGUGUUGGACUGUCAUCAUGGGCCAGACAGACACGUUAAUGAUAAAAAGAAACUUGUUGCCAAAAAGGAUGAGAUGGAAGAAGAACAUCCAUACACCAACAAUUCAAAGAAAAGGUUUUUAGUUCAGAGUACCAAGAAGAUGGACUGCCAGUCCCAGAUUAUCCUUAAAGCUAUUGUUAAGUUUCCUGACUUUAAGGUUGAUGGCCCUGAUAGCAUUUACAGGAGAAAAAAAUGUGCAGCCAACCUUAGAGCGGCCAAUUUCAGUCAUGUAAAGAAAGACUUGAAGAUUGUCUUAUUUCUUCCUGAUGCCAACUCUCAUCAGAAUCAUCUAAUUGGUGAAUUUUCAGGAUAUUCCCAACCACUUGAUAGCCUUGUGAAAGAACACAUCAGGGAAUUGGUUUUUGAUGGCGUAAGAAAAGUGUCUGAAAUGAAGAGGCACCUGAACAUCUUUGUUAAGAGAGAACUUUCUUUGGACAUUCCAUUAACCAACAGAAGAUUUCAUCCAAAUGAGAGAGACAUAAGAAAUCAUAUGUAUUUAGCAUUAACCAAGACAAGGUUUUCAAAGAAUGAUCAACAGAAUUUACAAUGUCUGGUGAGGAGAUGGGAGGCUGAAUAUAAACUUGAUACUUUUUUUUUAAGACUUGGAUCAGAUGGUAAACAAAAAGAAAAAAGUAAUGAUGAUAUUGAGGAAGUUCCCCAGUUUCUUUUUGUACAUCAAUCCGAAACGCAGAAGAGGCUUCUAAAUAUUUAUGGCCAGGAGAUUUGCUUGUUGGAUGCAACAUAUAAAACAUCAAGAUAUGACCUUCCUUUGUUCUUGGUUUGCGUCAACACAAAUGUUGGUUAUAGUGUUGUAGCUUCUUUUAUAGUUGCUAAUGAGAAUCGCUACACCAUUCAAGAGGCACUCAUCAAAUUGAGAGAUUGGAAUCCCAUGUGGAAGCCCAAAUAUUUCAUGUGUGAUUUUGAUUUGAGAGAAAUUUGGGCACUUGAACAAACAUUUGAAGGUUUGAUGGUGUAUCUUUGUGACUUCCAUAGGGAACAAGCCUGGCACAGAUUGCUAAGAGAAAUUAAGCAUGAUUGCAUUGAUGAGAAAGAUGAAAUUAAAAGAAUGUUAAGAGAAAUAGCUGAUGCUGAUUCUGCAGAGUCACAUACAAAUGCUUUGCAACAAUUAAGAAGCAGUGAUAUUUUCAAGGCAAAGGUGUCUGUUUAUUUUAAUUUUUUUCAGAGAUGGUCAAAACUUUUCAGAAAUUCACUUUUUAACAUCCGAGUGAAUACAACCAAUGGUCUUGAAAGACAACAUAAAGAACUAAAGGAAAACUACUUGACAGAGUAUAUAGAUAAAUCUUUGUCAAGUAUGGUGACAUCAUUGGUAACCAAAUACUUACCAGAUAGUUAUGAGAGGUAUAAAGAAUACAACAUUCAGUCCUUGGAUAACUAUAGAAAGUAUUCUAAUGAUGUUCCAGAGUUUUUAAGGAGCCGUCCAAGAAAAUUUGUGGACCAUUGUUUAGCCAGAAUUCCACCUGCGGCUACAUUGAUCCCCAUUGAAAAUAUGGAAGAAGUUAACCAUGAUAUGCUGGUUAGAAGUGUUGAGUCUGACAAUGUAUACCAAGUUAGACUCAAUGAUGAUUUACCGAAAUGUUCAUGUCCAGAUUGGAGGAAACAUCACUGGCCAUGUAAGCAUAUGCUGGCAGUCAUGAUGAACAUGCCAAAAAAAGAUUGGAAUACACUGCCAGAGUACUACAAAGCAACCCCUCAUUUCAACAUUGAUUUUGGACUUUUAGAAACAAACAGAAAAGAAACACUGAUUGAUAACAAUGCAAGCAGCUCAAUGAAAUAUGAAUGCCAACAAGAUUUAACUGCUUGCAUUGAUAACACAGUAGAAACAUCCUCCACUAAGGCUCGAAACUUAUGUUUAGACAACAUUAAACAAAUUACAUCCAAUUUAUAUUGUAUUAAUAAUAGCCAAUACCUAGAAGAAUUCAAUAAUAGACUAGCAGUGUUGGUAAAGGAAACGGACAGGGAAGCACCACAUCAAAAUGGUCUUCGAUUAAAUUUGCCAGCAACCAAAAGGAAGACCAUAUGUAGAAGACAGAAAAACAAACUUCACUUAAAGAAAAGCAAUAUCACAAGACGUCUUACCAAGAGAUCUGCAAGCAUAAAAAAAAUGCCAUUUAUGCGAAGACCACAUUGGAGAAAGUACACAAAGACACUAUCACCGGUUAAAAUGAGUUCAAAUGUAUAUUCAGCAGAGCCAUGCAAUGAAGAGUCAAAGAAAUCAAUGGCAAUCACCCUCACAGAAAUAGAUCGAAGAAAUGCAACUGACUUGUUGAGAAAAAUUCAGUCAAUUGGAAAUGCAUCCCAUUAUAUUCUGGCCAAGGUUUAUGGGGUAAAUGUAACAGACAUUGAUAUCACAUCACUUUUUGGGAAUUGUUGGUUGACUGAUCAGGUUAUUGAUGCCUACUUGGCUGUACUUUGUCAAGCUCAACAAGACAAUGGAAGAAAUAUUUUGCAUAUUCCUGCUGCAAUAAUGACCAACAUAUGCAAAGGAGAUUCGAUUGGAAAUCAGAAUCUAUACCAAACGAAAAUCUUGACAGAUUAUGAAGUUAUAUGUGGAGUGUAUAAUCAAGCAGGGAAUCACUGGGACCUAGUGAUAUUAACACCAAAUGAUGGACGAAUACAGUUUUACAAUCCAAUGGGUUUCCAGGCCCCAGUUGCCAAUCAAGUUCAAAGAAACUGGAGCGACUAUUUGGCAUAUAGAACCAACUUAUUUGCAGAAAAAACAAUAGAAUGGAAAUUGUAUGUUGAAAAACAUGCUUUGCAGUUAGAUGGUUACAACUGUGGUGUAUAUUGUUUAAUGUUUGCAGAGAGAAUACUGUCAAAAAAAGAAUUAACAGGCAUUACACAAGUAGAGGUCCAGGAAAAAAGGAAAGAAAUUGCAGAGACCUUGUUACUUUAUGAAGUUUAUAUGAAAGAUGCUUGUCCCUGCUGUGGAUUUGAUGUACAAGAACAACCUUGUAUUGGUUGUUUAAUUUGCGGUAGACACUUCCAUAAACUUCCUUUCUGUGUUGGUGAGAGCCUGGCCAAAGAAGAUGCUAAUUUUUUCACUUGCAAGAUGUGCGAACACAACAUUAUUCCAGACACAAUAGAUUUAGGUGGAAUAAUGGAAGAAAAGCCUGUUAAAGAUACAAUAAAUCCAGAUCCAUACUGUGGACCAAAAACUGAAAUAAAGAAGACUUUUUCAGGAACGACGGCCCUGUUUGUGAAAAACCUCAUUGAAUCUAAAUUUUCCGAGGAGAGUAUACAUAACUUCUUUGAUAAAAUAUCAAUCCUUGAUGUAAGAGAUUGCUGGCUCUCUUUAGUCGACACAUUCAAGGAAAUUAAAGAAAAUCUUCCUUUCACUCCUGAAGAUGUCAAAUGGAAAAAACCUGAAUGCCAAAGAAAACUAUUUUCGAUGGGAGAGUUUGGUGAUGGAUACAUAGAUAAAAUUCCAACUAGAUACAUAAGAGACUAUGUUUAUCCAAUUAAAGUCCAAACCAAAGCUUCUUGGACAAUUUUCAGUGGACUGUCUGUCUUCAUUUUUGGAACUGAAAUGAAAGCUCAACAAAUUAGACUUGCCAUUGUCUGCAAAGAGUUUUCAGAGAUAGAUAAGACACAAAAUUACAAUGAGAAGACAAUAAUUCAGAUGGAACUGAAUAAAAUGGAUAAUUUCUGCAAAGAUGAAGAUAUCUUAGGUUCAUUUCACCUUAAGUUUAUUCCAAUGGCAUUCAAGUUGAAUGUCUGUAUUCACAAACGACUCAAUGGAAUUGAAGAAACACUCAGACAUAAGUGCGAGGAACCAAAUGGGACUAUUGAAUUCUUGUCUAUGCACCUAAAAAAGGAACCUUGUGUGUCAUACCAUCUUCUUGUAGAUGGUAUUUUUAUCUUAAACAGAGGAGUGGCAUUAAGAGAACAAUGUGGGGCAAACCAGUUUGGGCUCUGUCAAGGUCAAUCAGAGUCCUACAUUCAAUGUAGUAAAUGUUUACAAAACUACCAUAGACAGUGUGUCAUUGUUGAAGUUGAAACUUUUGCAUGUGGUUGCCACAUAGAAAGGCCACUGAAAAGUAGAAAUGAAAGAAUUUAUAGGUGCAAAGAAGAAUUUAUGAAACAAGUAAAGAGUCUUGAUAUUAAAAAAUUGGUAUCAGAUAUUUCUUGUGGAAAACUUAAUUCUGCACGGUGGCAAACCAUGAUUGGAACAAACCCCAAAGUAAAACAGAUGUGGAAAGAUGAAAAUAACAUGGUUCUAACAUUGACUGGGGCACCUUCAGAAAUAACAAAUUAUGUAAUCCAGCAAACUGAUUCCAAGUCAUUAAGUGCAAAAGGAUUUGUUAUGGAUGUCUUUGCACCAGAGGCAGUGGUAAAAGUAGUUAUGAUGGUAGAAAACAUCAACAGAAUGCGUGCAGAAUUAUUCCUUCUAAAAGAUAUAAGUGCUAGUCAUGAUUGUAGUAACCACUCAAAGAUAUGAAGGCCUCAUUAUGUCAUUGUAUUUCAAUAGGUUUACAGUUUGUGACUUAAAUGAAUUGGUAAUGACAGAGUAUUUCAAUAGGUUUACAGUUUGUGACUAAAAUGAGCCAGUAAUGACAGAGUAUUUCAAUAGGUUUACAGUUUGUGACUAAAAUGAGUCAGUAAUGACAAAGUAUUUCAAUAGGUUUAAAAUGAGUCAGUAAUGACAGAGUAUUUCAAUAGGUUUACUGAUUGUGACUAAAAUGAGCCAGUAAUGACAGAGUAUUUCAAUAGGUUUACAGUUUGUGACUAAAAUGAGUCAGUAAUGACAGAGUAUUUCAAUAAGUUUACAGUUUGUGACUAAAAUGAGUCAGUAAUGACAGAGUAUUUCAAUAGGUUUACAGUUUGUGACUAAAAUGAGUCAGUAAUGACAGAGUAUUUCAAUAAGUUUACAGUUUGUGACUAAAAUGAGUCAGUAAUGACAGAGUAUUUCAAUAGGUUUACUGAUUGUGACUAAAAUGAGCCAGUAAUGACAAGAGUAUUUCAAUAAGUUUACAGUUUGUGACUAAAAUGAGCCAGUAAUGACAGAGUAUUUCAAUAAGUUUACUAUUUGUGACUAAAAUGAGUCAGUAAUGACAGAGUAUUUCAAUAGGUUUACAGAUUGUGACUAAAAUGAGCCAGUAAUUACAUUUUAUUUCAAUAGAUGUACAGUUCGUGACUAAAAUCAGCCAGUAAUGACAGAGUAUUUCAAUAGGUUUACAGUUUGUGACUAAAAUGAGCCAGUAAUGACAGAGUAUUUCAAUAGGUUUACAGUUUGUGACUAAAAUGAGUCAGUAAUGACAGAGUAUUUCAAUAGGUUUACAGUUUGUGACUAAAAUGAGUCAGUAAUGACAGAGUAUUUCAAUAGGUUUACAGUUUGUGACUAAAAUGAGUCAGUAAUGACAGAGUAUUUCAAUAGGUUUACUGAUUGUGACUAAAAUGAGUCAGUAAUGGCAUAGUAUUUCAAUAGGUUUACAGUUUGUGACUAAAAUGAGCCAGUAAUGACAUUUUAUUUCAAUAGAUGUACAGUUCGUGACUAAAAUGAGCCAGUAAUGACAGGGGAUUUUAAUAGGUUUACUAAUUGUGACUAAAAUAAGCCAGUAAGGACAGCGUUCUUCAAUAGGUUUACAGUUUGUGACCAAGAUAAAUUGGUAAUGACAGAGUAUUUCAAUAGGAUUUCUGUUUGCGACUAAAAUGAGUUUGUUAUGACAGAGUAUUUCAAUAGGUUUACUAUUUGUGACUAAAAUGAGCCAGUAAUUACAUUUUAUUUCAAUAGAUGUACAGUUCGUGACUUAAAUGAGCCAGUAAUGACAGGGGAUUUCAAUAGGUUUACUGAUUGUGACUAAAAUAUGCCAGUAAGGACAGAGUUUUUUAAUAGGUUUAUAGUUUAUGACCAAGAUCAAUUGGUAAUGACAGAUUAUUUCAAAAGGAUUUCUGUUUGCUACUAAAAUGAGUUAGUUAUGACAGAGUAUUUCAAUAGGUUUACAGUUUGUGACCAAAAUGAAUUGGUAAUGACAGAGUAUUUCAAUAUGUUUACUAUUUGUGACUAAAAUGAGUCAAUAAUGACAGAGUAUUUCAAUAGGUUUACACUUUUUGACUAACAUGAGCCAGUAAUGACAGAGUAUUUCAAUAGGUUUACUGAUUGUGACUAAAAUGAGUCGGUAAUGACAGAGUAGUUCAAUAGGUUUACUAUUUGUGACUAACAUGAGUCAGUAAUGACAGAGUAUUUCAAUAGGUUCACAGUUUGUGACUAAAAUAAGCCAAUAAUGACAGGGUAUUUUAAUAGGUUUACUGAUUGUGACUAAAAUGAGUCAAUUGUGAAGGAAUAUUUCAAUAGGUUUACUGUUGGUGACUGAAAUGAGUUAGUAAAGACAGAGUAUUUCAUUAGGUUUACAGUUUGUGACCGAAAUGAGCCAGUAAUGAUAUAUAUGAGUAUUUUAAUAGAUGUACAGUUUGUGACUAAAAUGAGCCAGUAAUGGCAUUAUUUUUCAAUAGGUUUACUGAUUAAGACUGCAAUGAUGUAUUUUCACAUGAAAAGGUUUACACUAUGGUUCUGAAAUGAGUCAAUGAUGACACUAUGUAUCAAAAGUUUUAGAGUGUGACUGCUUUGUAUAUUAACGGGAUAACCUAAUAUGACCAACAUGAGUCUGUGGUGAUAUUGUAUAUCAAUAAGUUUAGAAGUUAAACAUUAAAAUGAGUUGAUGAAGACAUUAUUGUAAAUUCAGAAAAUAUUGGGAGGUUUUUAUUAAUGCAAAAAAAUAUGACUGGUUGAGUAUCACAAAAACAAGAACUCACAUUCUGAUAUUUCAUCAGUAUUUCUAUCUGAAAUGACUGAAUUGAGUCAAUGAUGACACUAUAUAUCAAAAAGUUUACUCUUUGUGACUGAAAUUAGUCAAUGGUGAACCCCGAUCAUGCUGGUGCUUGACUCUCUUAAAAGACUAGGAUUGUUAGUUUUCCUACAAAAGGAUGGUGGUUAUAGUACAGAUAUGUUCAGUAUAGAUAAUCUGUUAAAAAUAUUUGAUGGUUAUUGUAUAUAAUCUGUAUAAUUAUUGUUUUAACACAAAUACUUGCAUAUAUGGCUCUAGUCUGAUUGUAGCUUUAGAUCGCAAGAGAAGGUGAUUAUAGUGUUUAUAUGAUUGUCAAAAUUAUUUUUUGUCACCCAAUUAUAAAAUUCAUUGUAUUAAAUUACUUUGCUCAAUAUCAGCCCCUUAUUUCAGAAUAAAAAAUCAAAUUGUGAUUCACCUGCUUAUUUGGUGUAUUUUAUUUCAUAUAAUCUAUCAUGUUUAUUGCUGAUAUGUUCAUAACUAAUUAUAAUUGUUGACUGUUAAUGCCACUUGAGGGACCUUGAUUGAUAUAAUAAAUAUUUGAUUUAUUUUAUAUAUUG